UGCCUUUCGAUAAACAAUUGAGAAGUCCUUGAAAAUAUAAGAUAUGGAUGGCAAGCAAUCUAUAGAAAAAACGAAGAGUGGCACUAAAGUUGCGUCGUGAAUCAUUGAUUUAUAAACACACCUUAGCAUCCCCAAAGAAUGGACACAUUUAUUCUAUAGACGCGCAACCAUAGUGAGCCUACAGGAACUCCGCUGUACAGUGUCGUAUUUAGAGCCAACUUGUGUAGACUUCGUACAUGAUACUAGGCUAAUUAUCGGUCAUUGUUUUUAAUCAAACCAAACAUCAACUAUUUAGGCUGGGAAGAAACGAGUGAAGAAUUAUGAACGGGAUUGUCGAAGUUCUAGCGUCUUUUCUUGGUUUUCUGGCCUGGGUGAUGGUCGGUGUUGCUCUACCAAACCGAUACUGGAGAGUUUCCUCUGUGGAUGGAAACAUUAUCACCACAUCAACCAUUUAUGAAAACCUAUGGAUAUCAUGCGCCACCGACUCCACAGGGGUUAGCAACUGCCGUGACUUUCCAUCUCUGCUCGCUCUUUCUGGAUACAUACAGGCCUGUAGGGCGUUGAUGAUCACCUCAAUCGUGUUGGGAAGCCUGGGUAUCGUGGCGGCCCUGGUGGGAAUGCAAUGCACCAAAGCAGGAGGAGAGGACUACGUCCUGAAGGGCAGAAUCGCUGGUUUGGGGGGCAUGCUCUUCCUCCUGCAGGGCUUGUGCACCAUGAUCUCGGUUUCCUGGUAUGCCUACAAUAUUACCCAGGAGUUCUUUGACCCCUUUUAUCCAGGGACAAAGUAUGAGAUUGGAGAGGGCCUUUACAUCGGCUGGUGCUCCGCCACGCUUGCCAUCUGUGGAGGGUCGUGCCUGCUGUGUUCAUGUAAACUGGGGACACCUGAGGAGAAACUGCGGUACACAUACCAGCCCCCCACCAGAGGAACAGUGUUCUCAGGGCACUCGGCCCCCCAGCCCCCCACCAGAGGAACAGUGUUCCCAGGGACCUCUGUCUCCCAGACGCCCAGCCAGUAUGGCAGGAACGCAUACGUGUGAAGGAUUAGGGAUGGGGCGGAGAUCCCUUCCAUAGAUUGAGAUUUGCCAAGAAAAACAUUGCAGGUGGAUUCGAUGAGAAAGCUGGAGUUCCAGCUAUGUGGAUAAUGGACUACCUGCAUAUGAAGACCCACCUUCUAUGUAGAAUAUGAGUUGACAACUGCCAAAUGUCCUCCCAUGUGAUGUCCGAUGCCUCUGAUAUAUAUUGUAGUUUGUUAUAGAUUUGUAGGCAAAGGGUGUGUUAUACCAUUCACUCUUCAUAACUGGGAGUAUUUGAACUGCACCCUUGAUUGAGGUUGGAUAAUGUAUUUGAAUUAUAAAUAAAUUUAUGAUAUAAACAUAACAUGAUUAGUUAUGUUGCUGUUUACGCUGAGGGAUGUUGUUCACAUGACGGUUUAUCCUUCCAAAAUGUACAUAUUUUAUGUUUUAUAAACAGUGUGUUCUUUCCUGGGGAUGGUCAGUGUAGGCGAGCUCACAUAGGUGUGAUUCAUUGGUCAGCACACCCAUAACAGUGCAGUUUUAAUAAGGACCGACAAGCCCAGAAUUUCCAUGUAUGUGUUGGUCUUUACUUUAAUGUUGAUGGGCUGUACAUUUAAUCAACUGGUUUUAUAUUUGAAAUGGUUUCCUGUAUUUUUCUAUUGACAAAUAAAUAUUGUUUGAC
Molecule: messenger RNA, 1695 nt
Organism: Osmerus eperlanus (European smelt)
Lineage: Eukaryota; Metazoa; Chordata; Actinopteri; Osmeriformes; Osmeridae
Product: claudin-15-like
Exons: 5
Coding region: 321-1037 (238 amino acids)
Biological process (GO): cell adhesion; bicellular tight junction assembly
Cellular component (GO): plasma membrane; bicellular tight junction
Molecular function (GO): structural molecule activity
Source: RefSeq, a predicted model, not a curated record